AUGAUUUUAUCUGAACAAGCAUUAUUAGAUACUAUUGAUAAUACAGUUACAAUAGAUGAUAAUUCUAUUGACCUUUUUAAUAGUAGUUAUAAUAUAAUUUUAUCUGAACAAGCAUCUUCAACUA
Cetraspora pellucida is the source of this 124-nucleotide messenger RNA. The record is from the annotation of a GenBank genome assembly. NCBI's taxonomy places the organism in Eukaryota, Fungi, Glomeromycota, Glomeromycetes, Diversisporales, Gigasporaceae.